This is a messenger RNA of Rubroshorea leprosula, 1396 nucleotides long. Lineage: Eukaryota; Viridiplantae; Streptophyta; Magnoliopsida; Malvales; Dipterocarpaceae. The record is from the annotation of a GenBank genome assembly.
CCCCCUAUAUUCAUUAUACAUAUUGAUGAUCUUUACAUUAUCUUAGGAGUCACAUAGAGAUGGAGAAGAGACUCAAGGUGUGGGUCUACAAGGAAGGCCAGCUCCCGUUGUUCCACGGCGGUCCAUUGAAAGACAUCUACGGCAUUGAGGGGCAGUUCCUCGACGAGUUGGAGGGCGGAAAGAGCCCCUUCAUAGCUCACCAUCCUGAUGAGGCACAUGUAUUCAUGGUUCCCGUUAGCAUCAGCAACAUCAUCCGCUACAUUUACAUGCCCAUCGUCACCUAUUCUCGCGACAAGCUACAACGCAUUGUCACAGAUUAUAUCACUGUCGUUGCAGAGAAGUAUCCUUAUUGGAACAGAAGCGGCGGAGCUGACCAUUUUUUAGUCUCUUGCCAUGAUUGGGUACCCGAUGUUUCAGGUUUGAAUCCUGAGUUUUACACUAGGGUACUCUGCAAUGCUAAUACAUCAGAAGGGUUUCAGCCCAAGGGAGACGUUUCAAUACCGGAAAUCAAAGUUCCCCCUAACAAGCUCAGAUCGCCCCACCAAGAUAUUCCCCCAAGUAAACGUUUCAUCCUCGCUUUUUUCGCUGGUGGUGCUCAUGGUCACAUAAGAAAAAUCUUGUUUGAGCACUGGAAAGAAAAAGACAUCGAAGUUCAGGUGUACGGGUACCUUAGUACAGAGAUAGACUACUUCACACUAAUGGCUCGGAGCAGGUUUUGCUUGUGCCCGAGCGGCUAUGAAGUGGCGAGUCCUAGAGUGGUGUCAGCGAUUGUAACGGGAUGCGUUCCUGUAAUUAUUUCUGAUUAUUACGCACUGCCCUUUAGUGAUGUUCUUCGCUGGGAUAAGUUCUCCAUUCAUAUCCCGUCUGCCAAGAUACCGGAGAUUAAGACAAUAUUGAAAAGGAUACCAAUGAAAAAGUACUUGAAAAUGCGGGAGAGGGUAAAGCAAGUUCAGAGGCAUUUCAUCAUAAACAGGCCAGCACAGCCGUUUGACAUGUUUCAUAUGAUUCUUCAUUCUGUGUGGCUGAGGAGGAUAAGUUUCAGGCUGCCAUCUUUAUGAUAUGUUGGCAAAAAGAAACACAAUGUAUUACUAGCCGUCCCUCCCGCUCCAUGAUUUAGCCUUGAAAAUAAUUCUCAGCUUAUCGUAAUUAUGGUUAAAAGUUAGCAAUGGAUUUUUCAACUUUUGUAACUAAGAAUCGAGCCUUAUAGCUUUAAUUUUUGUAUUUGCAGCCGUUACUUUUAGUCAUGACAUUACAUUGGUGUAGCAAAUUAUGGUAAAAUUCUUUUGCUAUAGAUAUUAAUAUCCAUAGUAGUUAACUUGAAGCUGAUUAGUGACCUUAUAAACAAAUGAUUAGUAACGGAUGAAUCCUACUGUAGCAAUAAACUAUAGUAAUUUAA